This is a messenger RNA of Frieseomelitta varia, 1720 nucleotides long. It is a transcript of the gene Ctu2, whose product is annotated as cytoplasmic tRNA 2-thiolation protein 2. Gene Ontology annotation, cellular component: cytosol. The coding region runs from base 139 to 1599 and encodes 486 amino acids. NCBI's taxonomy places the organism in Eukaryota, Metazoa, Arthropoda, Insecta, Hymenoptera, Apidae. Gene Ontology annotation, molecular function: tRNA binding; sulfurtransferase activity. The transcript has 3 exons. The record is from RefSeq and is a predicted model, not a curated record. Gene Ontology annotation, biological process: tRNA wobble position uridine thiolation.
UUUCUUUUUUAACUUGCAAUAUUUGUGAAUUUUUGUCGUCCUCAGAAAGAAAAGAAUUAAAAAUUAUAAUUUUUAUUUAACAACGCAAGUGGUUAGAAUUGGUUAUCUAUAAAAUUGGGAUUGACAGAAAACCAUAAAAUGUGCACAUUAAACUUAUCUGAAUACGAUACGUUUGAGAUAGAAAAAAUCGCAACUACUUCCUUUCCUGCUGAUACCAUAGAAGCACACGAUGCUGUGCCUUUUUGUAAAAAAUGUGGUAAUCAAGAGGCUCAAGUUUUUUUGAAAAAUAAAAAUGAGUAUUGUAAAAGAUGCUUUUUAAUAAUACUGAGGCAUAAAUUUCGAGCAACUUUAAGUAAAUCUAAAUCAGUGCAUACAAAUGACUCUAUACUUGUUGCUCAUUCUGGGAAAGCAAAUUCAACUUUACUUUUGCAUCUUAUUACAACUGAUAUGAAUGAAUCAAUUUCCAAAAAACUUCAAUUUUCGUUUAAAGUUCUUUACAUAGAUGAUGGUAUAGUGAAAGGACGUUCUAUCAAAGAAAGAGAAUCUAUUCAAAGCGCAUUAGCCAAAGAAGCUGAAAAUUUGCAGUUAACUAUGUAUAUUCUACCUUUGUCAAAUUGUGUAACUGAUAGUAUCUGUGAAGAGAUGCAGCUAGCAAAUGCCCCAUUAAUGAACAUGACUAGUGAGAAUACAAUAGUACAGGAAAUAUUUGAUAAUUUGGAAAAUGAUACAGCCAAAGAUGAAUUACUGCAACAAUUAAGACUAAAAUUACUUGUAUCCGCAGCUCGUAAACUUAAUUGCAAUAAAAUUUUCAUUGCUGAUGCAUCUGUUGAUCUUGCGGUAAAAGUUCUUGGCAAUGUAUCGACUGGAAGAGGUUCUCAGUUGCCUUUCAAUGUUGCAUUUUCUGAUACGAGAUACAAGGAUGUAACACUACUUCGGCCACUUAGAGAUUUUACACGCGAUGAUAUAACUGGAUAUUUGGAGUGUUAUAAUCUACAUCCAAUUUUUAAUUGUGACAAAUAUAAUUCUUCUUUUCCUGCAUCCAUACGAAAUGUUACAAGAAAUUUUGUUUAUAAAUUAGACUCCGAAUUUCAUAGCACUGUACCCACGAUAUAUCGUACUAGUGAAAAAUUAGCCGCAAAAAGAAUGGAAUGUGAGAACAGCAACACAAAAAUCGAUGAUAACGUUAACAGUGACAAUAAUAUCUGUGUACUUUGUGAAUUAACAUCAGAUUCCUCUUAUUUAUCAAAGGAACAACCAUCUGUUGCACAGGCAAAGUUGUUUUCUAAAUUAGUUUCUACAGUUGCAGACACUUCAUUAAAUAUGGCUACAAAUUCACUAAAUAUUCAUGAACUAUCAAGUAAUGAACAAAUUAAAAGCAUAAAUGCUUCAAAAGAAGAGAAACAUCAAUGUCAGAAUGACAUUCAUAAAUCUAUUCUGAAGCAAUCGAUAAUUGAAAAAUAUCUAUGUUAUGGUUGCAGACUAAUUUUUCUAAAUUCAAAACAAAUAGAUAACAUUCUGCCUAAUUUCAUUUCCAAUGCAAUUAAAAAAAAGUCGCAAAUCGCACAUCUAGAAAAAGAGAUAAGCGACUUUUUAUUGUAACUGAUAGACAAAAAACAGUAUUUAUACACAAAAUAUGUUUCCAGUAUAUUUCUGACAAAGGAACUUCUGAACUAUUUUGGUAACAGAGACAUUUUGAAUAAAUAAAAAUGGUGAAAUAAAA